AUGAAGACCUCAACGCUCGUAAUUUUGGUCAUCGCUUUGGUGCUCAUGAUUUCUCUUACCUCGAUGGCAGAGUCUGAAGUUAUGAACGAAAAACGCCAGUAUGGUGGGGGUUCUGACUCCACCACUAGCCCCA
Dentiscutata erythropus is the source of this 133-nucleotide messenger RNA. The record is from the annotation of a GenBank genome assembly. Lineage: Eukaryota; Fungi; Glomeromycota; Glomeromycetes; Diversisporales; Gigasporaceae.